Molecule: messenger RNA, 1242 nt
Organism: Arachis ipaensis
Lineage: Eukaryota; Viridiplantae; Streptophyta; Magnoliopsida; Fabales; Fabaceae
Source: RefSeq, a predicted model, not a curated record
AUGAUAGAGAAAAAUAAAGAGAAUACUAGGACUCUUAAUGCACAAGUUGGUACUAUGAGUGCUCAAAUGUUCUCCAUAGCCGAGAUUCUCUCAAGGUUGACCCUACCUCCUACCAACAAUACCAACACCAACCAAGCCUCUAGCCCACCUAGCCUUCAUUCUCAACCUAUCCCAAACCCAAGGGGUAGCAUCAAUGCAAUCACCUUGAGGAGUGGUACAACGCUUGAGGAAGUUGAACCCAAGCCCAUCAAGUUAGUGGAGGAUGUUCCUAAUAUAGAAGUUGGUGAAACAAUAGAGAUAGAUGAAUAUGAAAAGGAGGAAGAAGUUGCAAAGGAAGAAGAAGAACAAUUGAGGGCCAAGGAACCGAAGCGGAAGAACAACUCAGAGGAACAAAUACCUAUACCACUCUUUGAUGCCAUACAUCAAGUUCCGAAAUAUGCUAAGUUCCUUAAGGAUGUGUGCACUCAUAAAGAGAAGACUGGUGGACUAAGGAUGAAUCUAUUAGGUAAUUCUGUUUCUUCUGUGAUAGAUGAUUUUCCUGAAAAAUAUAGUGAUCCCGGUCCUUGUUUGGUAUUUUGUAUGAUUGGUGAGAUUCAACUUAAGGAUUGCAUGUGCGACCUAGGGUCGUGUGUGAGCAUUAUGCCACUCUCGAUUUAUGAGAAGUUGAACCUUGCACCGUUGAGGCAAUCCGGAGCUAGGUUUGUGCUUACAGACAAGAGUAUAGUUUCAGUUGUGGGUAUUGCUGAGAAUGUAUUGGUGAGAAUUCAGGAUAUAAUAUUUCCGGUGGAUUUUCAUAUCCUAGAGAUACCUUCCAUUGAUUCGGAUAGGCCAUCCUCCAUCUUACUUGGGAGGCCAUUCUUGAAGACAUCCCGGUUUAAAUUAGAUGCAUUUUCGGGGGAUUACUCAUUUGAAGCCAAAGGGAAGGUGGUGAAGUUUAAAUUGGAGGAAACCAUGAGGCAACCUCUAGAGGUGCAUUCAAUUUUUGGUUGUGACAUUGCUGAAGAUGAUGUAAUUGAAGAACACUUUGGAAGUGAUGAUGAGAUAAUUGUCAAUAGAAACUUGGGUAUAAGAGGACUUAGCAAGGAAAAGGGAAAGGAUCCACAACUUCCACAUUCUCAAGCAAACAAGGCACCCAAUCAUGGUUCAACUAACAAGUGGAAGCAUCUUCCCUUAAAGGACAUUCUUACCAAGAGCAACAAGAAGGGAAAGAUAGAUGUCCUUGAGGAUAUUCCAAAAAGAUGA